AUGUCCGAAACCCCCGCCUCCGAGCACACGCCGCUGCUCCCGGCCGAACCCCCAUCUCCCGAGUCCGUCCGACCGCCGAAACCACAACGAACCGUCACCUUCAACCCAAACCCCGUCACAAAAACCAUCGAACCAGCCGCUGCCUACUCCCAAUCCCCUCCCCGAGUCUCCUACCUCCACCACCGCGCUCCCAACACCCCAUUGAGCGCCUCCGCCAUCAGCACCGGCGGCCCGCCCAUGCUUUCGGCCCUCAACAAUAAACUCCUCCGCCGCAACAGCCACGCCGGCGUGUCCACCAGCAGCAGCGCGGGCGGUGGCAGCCAGCUCGCAGGGCUAGGGCUGCCCAUGGUCGCAGCGGCAGCCGGCCUGCCCAAGAUCGGCCCCCAGCGCAGCACCAAAAACGCCCAGAAGCUCAAACUACUCCCGAACCCGGAACCCGAAGCCGACGAGGUCGACGAAGAGAGCGGUCGCGAUGUCUACUCGCAGUACACCCGUAUCAAAGACCCAACCGCGCGGCGCGAUGCUGCGCGGCUCGGCAAAGCCGAUCGGGACAAACUCCCGCGUGUGACGGCGUAUUGCACGGCGAAUCGAUACCAGAUGGAUGGGCUGCAGCGGUUUUUGAAGGGCGGCAGGGGGAAAGGGAGGGGGGCGAAUCCGAAACUGAUUGAUGAGUGCAUUUAUACGCCGUAUAGUUAUAGUUCGAAACAGGUGCAGACGGAGCGGCAGGAGAGUUUGCUGGAGGUGCAUUCGAACCCGGAACGGCGGUACUCGACGGGGGAUCUCGACGAAUUGCCUAGUCAGUCGAGUCAGGCGUCCGACGAUAGUUUGGUUGCAAACGGACGGCCGUCACACCACGAUAUGUCUAACAGCCAUCACGGUGGCGGUAUCGCCGAUGACAACGACAUUAUUCCCCAUGGCCUAUCCGACCACGAUCACCACCCCCACCACCACCAUGGCCAUGACCGCGAUCACUCCAGCAACCCCCUCGGCAGCGAAAUCGCCGACUUCGACAUCAACGUCCACACGCCCGAAGUCUUCCUCUUCGACUACGGCGUCGUCGUAAUCUGGGGCAUGACCGCCUCCCAAGAACAACGUUUCCUCAAAGAAAUCUCCAAAUUCGAAGUCGAGAAACUCGCCCCGGACGACGUCGAAACCGAAAAAUUCAACUUCUACUACACCCACGAGUACCAAGCGCGCAUCUACAACGACUUCAUCGCCCUGCGCGACAAGCGCAACUACAUGACCAAGCUCGCCAUCUCCCACGCCCUCGCGCAGAGCGUGAAAACCUCGCUCUUUGAAGAACUCAUCGCUUCGACGAUUGACACCUGCAAGAACAUCCCCGCGCAGCUUGCCCUCACGGGGAAGAUUGCGCUGUCACGCGCGGAGAUCAAUAUGCAGAUUGGCGAGCUGUUUAUUCUGCGGAUUAGUAUUCAUUUGAAUGGGUCGGUGCUGGAUACGCCCGAGUUGUUUUGGGUUGAGCCGCAGCUGGAGCCGGUGUAUCAGGCUGUGAGGAGUUAUUUGGAGAUGGAUCAGCGGGUCGGGUUGUUGACGGAGCGGUUGGAUGUGAUUGCGGACUUGUUGGCUGUGUUAAAGGAGCAGUUGAGUCAUGGGCAUGGGGAGAAGUUGGAGUGGAUUGUCAUCGUACUAAUCGCGGCUGAAAUCGCCGUCGCCGUCGUCAACAUCAUUGUCGACCUGUGGGCGGGCGUGUAA
Molecule: messenger RNA, 1710 nt
Organism: Dichotomopilus funicola
Lineage: Eukaryota; Fungi; Ascomycota; Sordariomycetes; Sordariales; Chaetomiaceae
Exons: 2
Coding region: 1-1710 (569 amino acids)
Source: RefSeq, a predicted model, not a curated record